GUUUAUCGAUCGGACGAUGUUUCGGUUGGCGAUUGCGGCGGUCUAGGAGUUUUCGGUAGUUUAGGGACGUGCAGCAUCCAGAAGAAAGACGACGCUAAACGUUAUUUACUCUGUUGUGAACGAUUGCGCUUCACAUAAGACCUACAGUUUCGACUGUUGGCAAAGGCUUACUCUCCGCUACUGCUCUGCUGGGACUGGAGCAGAGCUCGUGAAUUAUCAUUACAGAGAUUGUUGUUCGUCAUCAGCAACACACAAAUUCUGGAAAAAUCGUCUUCUGCACCGGUAUAUAUCUAGUGUGUCGGGAACAAGCGCUGGUCAUGCAUGUCGCUGGAUUGAUUCUGGCCCGCGGAGGCAGUAAAGGCAUCCGGCUGAAGAACUUGGCCUUAGUGAAAGGCACGCCACUUCUCCUCUGGUCGCUGAAAACGAUGUCCCGAUGUAGCGGUUUCACUUCCAUGUGGGUAUCGUCGGACCACGAUGACAUCCUGCAAUUGGCCCAUCAAAACGGAGCGCAGAUCCACCGACGAUCUGCCGAGUCAUCGUCCGAUGGGGCAUCGUCGCUCGACGCUGUCAACGAGUUUUUAGACAGCCAUUCGGAAGUCGACGUGGUGGCGUUGAUUCAGUGCACGUCUCCUUUCGUCCGCGUUGCGCACUUGAACCAAGCUCUCGCUAAAAUGACGAGCGGAUGCUACGAUUCCGUCUUCUCCGUCACGCGUUCUCACUCGUUGCGCUGGAUGCAACUUGAGCCAAACAAGACGGAGGUGGAUGCAGCGGGUGAGGAGAUCCGCGCGGUCAACUUUGAUCCUCAUUGUCGACCCAAAAGGCAAGACUGGGACGGAGAUUUGGUAGAGAACGGCGCUUUUUACUUGAGCUCCGUUCAACUUUUGCGACGAGGACUCAUCCAGGGUGGAAAGAUUUCGUUUGUAGAGAUGAGCGCAGCGCACAGUAUUGAUAUCGACACUGCCUACGAUUUGUGGCUGGCCGGGCAGCAGGCAUCCUAUUUCGGCUUUGAGCCUGACGGCGAUAAUGGCGACGUCAACCAUUUGCAACGCUAUUAACAACCCUAUUAUCAUUUUCCUCC
This is a messenger RNA of Daphnia carinata, 1078 nucleotides long. It is a transcript of the gene Csas, whose product is annotated as N-acylneuraminate cytidylyltransferase A-like. The transcript is spliced from 5 exons. Gene Ontology annotation, molecular function: N-acylneuraminate cytidylyltransferase activity. The record is from RefSeq and is a predicted model, not a curated record. NCBI's taxonomy places the organism in Eukaryota, Metazoa, Arthropoda, Branchiopoda, Diplostraca, Daphniidae. Bases 318 to 1055 code for a protein of 245 amino acids.